AUGCACCCUGCCGACCAACGGAACCCAUCGGGCACACCACGCGCAGCGGCGUCGCCACCAGGCGAACUUCAGAGUUUCCAACCCCCUGUGGUUUCCCAUAGAUCAACCGGGGGUGGAUGGCAUGUGAAGUGUAGUCUGAUAUUUACUGAAGACACGGCGAAAAUGGCGAUGGAUGAUCAAGAAGCCCUUGCCCAGAUCCAGCAAAUGGUGAAGUUCAUUUUGAACGAAGCCAAGGACAAAGCCCAGGAAAUAGAGGCACGUGCGUUGGAGGACUUCAACAUUGAGAAGCUAAAGCUUGUUCAGCAGAUGAAGGACAAGAUUCGUCAGGAGUUUGACAAGAAAGCGAAAAAGCUUGAGGUGCAGCGUUCCAUCGACCGAUCGACAGCCAUCAACAAGGCACGCCUCCGCCGGAUUGCCGCUCAAGAACAAGUGGUGACCGAAGUUUAUGCUCAGUCUCAAAAGCAGCUGGCUGCCAUAUGUUCCGACACUGCCAGAUACAAGGAGCUUCUUGUAGAUCUCAUUGUGCAAGGUUUGUUACGCCUCUUGGAAUCUGAAGUAAUCAUCAGGUGUCGUGAAAUGGACCGACCAGUCGUCGAAAGUAUUCUCCCGGCCGCUGCAGCAAAGUACAGCAAAAUCCUCAACGAGGAAGCGGGGCUGAAGAAGACCGUCAAGCUUUCCAUUGACAAGUUGGGGCGGUAUCUCCCUCCUCCUCCUUCCGGCGAUAGCUCGGUGCCUUCCUGCUGUGGUGGCGUUAUAUUGCUGACUGCAGACGGAAGGAUAUCAUGCGACAAUACUCUAGAUGCGCGUUUGAGAAUGGUUGUUACGGAGUGUUCACCGGCGAUUCGCAUGCACCUCUUCACAACUCCUAUAAAGCACUGA
This is a messenger RNA of Eimeria acervulina, 879 nucleotides long. Its product is annotated as vacuolar ATP synthase subunit e, putative. The transcript is spliced from 7 exons. NCBI's taxonomy places the organism in Eukaryota, Apicomplexa, Conoidasida, Eucoccidiorida, Eimeriidae. The coding region runs from base 1 to 879 and encodes 292 amino acids. Gene Ontology annotation, cellular component: proton-transporting two-sector ATPase complex, catalytic domain. Gene Ontology annotation, molecular function: proton-transporting ATPase activity, rotational mechanism. Gene Ontology annotation, biological process: proton transmembrane transport. The record is from RefSeq and is a predicted model, not a curated record.